AUGAUCUAUCAAUCGCCGUUUCCGGCGCCGCCGACGCCGCGGGAUGUGUCGAUUUCGCAGUUUCUGGUGCGCACCAACCCGGAUGACGUGCCGGCCGACAAGCCGACCAUCUGCGACUUUGAGAACCCGAGCCACAAGUUGACGUAUGGCGAACUGCGGACGCGGGCGGCGCAGGGUGCGGCCACACUCCGCACGGCGCACGGCAUGAAGGAGGGCGACGUGGUGUGUCUGUUUGGGCACAACUCGGUCAACUGGAUGCUGUUGUGCCACUGUGUGCUCUGGGGCGGCGGCUGUUUUGCGGCGAUCAACGCACUGGCGACGCCGUACGAGCUGCUGCACUACUUUUCGAUUGCCAAGCCGAGCAUCAUUGCGGUCGACGCGGCACUCCUCCCGAAGGUGCAAAAGGCGCUGGCAGACGCCCCCAAGACGCCGAGCCGUGUGGCGCCCAGGAUCAUCGUCAUUGAAGACGGGCAACACGGUCAGUUGCCGGCACCCUUGGCAGCUCUACCCAAGUUCCCGCGCGACUUCAUCCGGUUCCAGCACCAGUCGGUGGCAGCGUACGACCUGGGCGGGCGCGACAACAGCACCGUCAUGGCCGGCAUGUGCUUCAGCUCGGGCACGUCGGGCAAGCCCAAGGGCGUGAUGCUGUCGCACCACACGCUCAUCGCGCAGCUGCUGAGCUCGCGCGCGACCAACCCGUUUAUCAACAACGCGCACGUCAACGAAGUGUUUUACCCGCCGUUCGGCCACAUCUACGGCAUGGUAGCGUGCGUGCUGUUCUCGGCGUGGGUCGGGCACUACGUGGUGGCGAUGAAACGGUUUGACUUUUUGCCGUACCUGCAGCGGUGCGCCGACAUUCGGGCGUCGGUGCUGCGGCUGGUGCCAGCCACGGCGACGCGCAUGACCAAGGACCCGGCCGUGCGGGCGCUGGACCUGACGAGCGUGCGCACGGUCAUGGUGGCGGGCGCGGCGCUGUCGUCGGACACGGUGCGCACGCUGCAGCGGGACCUGCUGGACCCGCAGGCGGUGGUGCUCAACGGCUACGGCAUGACGGAGGUGACCAUUGCGAUGCUGCGCGAGACGCAGAGCCACCGUGCGGGCAGCCUGGGGCGCGUUGCGGCGGGCACGGAGAUGCGGAUCGUCGACGACGCCUUCGAGGACGUGCCGCACGGCACGGACGGGCAGUGUCUGGUGCGCGGGCCGACGAUGUUCAUGGGCUACAAGGACAACGUGGCCGAGACGGAGGGCUCGUUCUACACGGACCCCGCGACGGGCGACCGGUGGUUCUGCACGGGCGACGUGGUGCAGAUGGACGACGACGGGUUCCUGUGGAUGACAGGCCGCAAGAAGGAGCUGAUCAAGUUCCGGGGCAACCAGGUGCCGCCAGCCGAGCUCGAGGCGGUUCUGCUGGAGCACCCGCUGGUGACGGACGCAGGCGUGUGCGGCGUGUUUGACAAGGCGCUGGACACGGAGGUGCCCGUGGGUGCGGUGACGCUCGCCCCGUCGGUGGCGGCCGCGGAUCGACCCGCCGUUCUCAAGGAGGUUCGGGCGUUUAUGGACGACAGGGUGUCGCCGUACAAGAAGCUGCGGGGUGGCCUGUUCCAUCUUGACGUACUGCCCAAGGGCACGACGGGCAAGCUACAACGGCGGGACAUUCUGGCUGCUCUUGCGGCGGUGCAAGACAAGGCGAAGUUGUAA
This is a messenger RNA of Sporothrix brasiliensis 5110, 1698 nucleotides long. RefSeq names its product luciferin 4-monooxygenase. Gene Ontology annotation, molecular function: CoA-ligase activity. Lineage: Eukaryota; Fungi; Ascomycota; Sordariomycetes; Ophiostomatales; Ophiostomataceae. Gene Ontology annotation, biological process: secondary metabolic process. The transcript has a single exon. Bases 1 to 1698 code for a protein of 565 amino acids. The record is from RefSeq and is a predicted model, not a curated record.